AGAAAAGCUGUUAAUUGCGUGAAACCUAUGGCCGCCAAGAAUCUACAUUUGAAAUCGUGGUUUGAGGUUUUGGCGCUUAUAUCUCUCUGCUUCCCUUGCCUUAUAUUCGCCAGCAGUAAGUACCGUAUACACAAUGAAGUCUGCUGAAAAGGUGCUUAAUCACUUUGUGAAUACUAAAAACCUUUUUCUCGUCUAGCUCCAUGCGAUUGCUCUGUUUGUGGGUCGUCUUGUAGCGGCAAUAUCAACUGCAAUCCCGGACAAUUUCUCGUAGUAAAUGGGAGCGAGUUUGGAUGUUUCGAUUGUCCUACUGGCCAUUAGUAAGUACUAUAUUCGCCACGAUUUCCUCGUUUUUAUAUCUUGAGAGUAGAGUACUUAGAUCUUGUAUUGUUUAAGAGUACCCUUUAAGUCUGAUAAUGGCCUCUCUGGAGCUUACGAUACAGGCAAGAGAGUGCAUUAUCCAACGACAUACAACACGGUGGUUAUAUUUAUGGCAUUGUGUAUUGCAUAAGGUUAAAAUAAGUAGAACUUUUCAAGAUAUUUGUUUUACAGAAACAAAAUGAUAUUCUUCUCUUUUAAUCAUCGAGUUUUGGGAAAAAAAAAUAAUAACCCAGUAAAAAUCUUAGAAUUUGAAACUGGAUGGAUGUUUAUUAGGAAAAUGUGAUCUCUUGGUUUUCAGUAGAGGUCCUCUUAUGGGAGUUACGUAUGUCCUUAGUCUGAAUUCGAAACCUGUCGUCACGUAUAUUGAGGAGGAAGCUAUAUAUGUCACCAUUGGUAUUUUACUACUGUAAUUGUGCUUUUCUCUGUCACUGUCGCAGUUCAACCCAUCUUUGUGUUGUUUUUUGCCAUUUCUGCUGCUGUCCUGUGACGCUCUUUCAAGGCCUGGAUGUCACUUGUCGGAAUUUUAUCCUUCUAGGGUUUCAUAAUACAAUAUUGAAUGUAUAUUGUAGUGCUUGUGAACGGUAAAUAGUGGGUUUCGGUAAAUUUGUUUUGAUGAAAGUGGAUUCUAAAUUUCUCCAUAUAAAAUUGUUCCACUACACUGGUAUUGGCUAUGAUCACAUUCAUGUCAUAAACACUAAAGGACAUAGAAAAAAAACUGCAUUGUUGGCUGUUAUAAUGUACAGCUGGUCAUUGCUGUUGUUGCCAAAAUUCGUCAGUUUACAAUGUAUGCUGUCUUGUUGGGUUAAAUUCUGGUAAGAGGCAUGGUCGUGAAACACAGACACUCUAACAGAUAAGAUGGAAAAAAUGAGACCAAGGUGGAUUGAAACUGUGAUAGUGACAUAGACAAGUGCAAAUACAGGAAAAGAAUAAAGUCUUGUCAUGGACAUAACUUAUUCCUCAGUACAAUGAAACAAAGGGUUUUGAAAUUUAGACUAGGAACAAGGGUACCCCCACCCCACCCCAUAGAGAGGUCUCUGUUACAUGUAUGGUCUUGUGAAAGAGACAUCAUUUUUUGAAUUGUUGUGUGGUGGCCAUUAGUAACGUGAUUGAUAUUCUUUAUUAUACAGUUGUCCUGGAGGAAAGAAUAGCUCAAAAGCUUGUCCAGAA
This is a messenger RNA of Porites evermanni, 1545 nucleotides long. NCBI's taxonomy places the organism in Eukaryota, Metazoa, Cnidaria, Anthozoa, Scleractinia, Poritidae. The record is from the annotation of a GenBank genome assembly.